Molecule: messenger RNA, 6988 nt
Organism: Triticum dicoccoides
Lineage: Eukaryota; Viridiplantae; Streptophyta; Magnoliopsida; Poales; Poaceae
Exons: 44
Coding region: 165-6749 (2194 amino acids)
Biological process (GO): intracellular protein transport; protein phosphorylation; intra-Golgi vesicle-mediated transport
Cellular component (GO): COPI vesicle coat
Molecular function (GO): protein binding; ATP binding; protein kinase activity
Source: RefSeq, a predicted model, not a curated record
UCCACCCGCUCCCCGCGCAUGUUAUAUGUACGCCGGAAGGCUGGUUCUUCGUCCAUCGGAGGAAGAGGUAGCGAGAAGGAAAACAUACAACGGCGACAACCACGGCAUCGUUUUUGCAAGGUCACUGGCCGCAAAGCAAGGGCCUCACUUGACCGCAACUGCAAAUGGAUCUGCGAAUCGAUCCCCGAGUGAUAGCUACAAGAGAGGAGCUGGAGCACAUGCUAAAUGACGCUGGAAAGCCCAAACCCCUGCAUUUUUUACUUCUGAAAGACAUCACAAAUGAUUUCUCGGAAGACAAGAUAAUCGGGAGAGGUGGAUCUGCUGUGGUUUAUAAGGGAUCCAUCGGGAAUCGCACGGUCGCUGUAAAGAGGCUGUCCACACCAUAUAUGCACGAAGAGCAAUUCGAACGAGAGAUUAAGUGUCUGAUGAAGGUGAAGCACGAAAACAUCGUUCAGUUUCUAGGAUAUUGUUCCGACACCCAGGGGUGUAUGGCAAGCUACGAUGGGAAACUUGUGAUGGCAGGCGUACAAGAACGAUUGCUUUGUUUUGAAUAUCUAUGUAAAGGAAGUCUUGAUAAACAUAUGACAGAUGAACUUGAAUGGAAACAACGAUAUCAAAUAAUUAUUGGAGUUUGUCAGGGCUUACAUCGACUUCACAAGGACCCCAUUUUUCACUUGGAUCUGAAACCGGGAAAUAUACUUCUGGAUGAAAACAUGCUCCCAAAAAUUGCUGAUUUCGGCCUUGCAAGGUGCUUGGAUAAAGACCAAACAAAGAUUCAUACUGAAAAUAUAGAUGGAACAUGGGCAUACUUAGCACCAGAAUUAAAAACGAGUGAUGGUGUAAUCACAGUCAAGUCAAUCACAGUCAAGUCUGAUUUGUACAGUCUUGGUGUCAUAAUUAUGGAGAUACUCACAGGAGGCAAGGGAUCUGACAGGUGUCGCAAUGUUGAUGAUGUAAUUGAGAACUGGAACAGCAGGAUGGGUGAGUCGUUGUCAAGCGCACAGUUGGACCAGAUAAAAGUAUGCUCUAAGAUUGGGAUUGAGUGCAGCGAUAUUAACCCAGCCAAUAGACCAGCAGAUACAACCGAUAUAAUCAAUAGGCUUGGAAAUACUGGAACUACACAGGAAUCGCAAGAGUCCAGCAAGCUACUUCAUGUCCAUCCGGCUUUACUCGUGUUUGACUUGCAACCCGGGAAGUUGAUACCGUGCUCACUGCAGCUAACAAACGACAAGGAUGAACAUGUGGCAUUUAAGCUUAGUACAACGCAGACCGUGGACUGGUCGGAACACUUCAUGGCCAGGCUACCGAUAUUCGGCGUUGUGACGGCGCGAUCCACCUACACUCUCAUUCUAACAGUGUCGGAGUGGGGUGUACCAGACAAAAGAACUUGCGACUUGGUCCUGGAGAGCUGCAUUUCGCCAUAUAACCACAUCGUGAAGUUCAGAGACAUACCCGAGUGUGAGGAACAUUUUAACGUACACAAGGGAGGAAAUGCGGUGCACAAGGAGAAACUGACCGCUUUUUUGUCUCUGAAAGGACAGUCAACGCCGUCCAAGCCAACCGGUUCGGGCAUCAAGGUCUUAUACAUGGAGAGACCGCGGAUCCCUCUGUUUUCCUUGGAUGCACAUCCGUCCAAUCCGUGGAUCAUAACUGGUCAUACGUAUGGAAAUGUUCGCAUUUGGAACCAUGAGACAAAGAGCCUACUGGAUUCGUUUAAAGUCUCGCAGCAAUCAGUUUAUUCUGUCAAAUUUAUUGCACGGAAGCAGUGGUUCAUUUGCGGCACAGCAGAAGGGCUCAUACAUGUGUACAGCUACGAAAAAGGAAUGCAAAAGAUCACGAGCUUCAGAGCUCAUGAUGGCUACAUGUUACUGGAGGUUCAUCCAACCCAGCCAUAUGUACUGUCAUGGCCUUGUUUGCUUAACCAUGAAAAGAAGCUUUGGGGCUGGGAGAAGGGAUGGAAGUGCACACAAACAUUUGAGAGGGAACAUAGAAGGGGUGUAGUAGCAGAUAAAAUUGCUUUUGACCCCAAAAGCAACCUUUUUGCUAGUACAUCUGAUGACACAGUGAAGGUUUGGAGCCUUGAUUCUCCCAAAUCUAACUAUACUCUGCCUAAGAAUUUUAACGAAGUGUACUUCCUGGAAUUCUUCACAUGUGAUGAUCAGCAGUAUCUGGUUCUCGGCAAUGAUGAUAAUCUAAUGGUAUGGGACAUUCAGAUGAAGAAUUAUGUUCACAAUAAGCUGCAAACUGAUUCCGUCUUCUCACAUCACAAACUUUCAGUACUACUUACACCUACAUCUUAUGGCACUUCAAAUUUCUGGAGCUCCAAAGAUUUCAGGCUUGAGGGAGUCCUUGACUAUGCUUAUGGAGGAACGAUACAUGGCAUGGCAUGUUUGAUGGGACCAAAAAAAUGGUUUGUUAUUGGACAAGAAGUUGCAUUAACAAUCCUGGGUAUUGAUAAUGAGAAAUAUCAGAAGGACUCAAGGGAAACUAGUGAGCCACUGUUAUGCGCUGAUACGAGAACAGAAGACACAAAUUCUGAGGUCAUAACCCAAGGGUCAAAUGAGCUUCUUCAUGUCCACCCUCGAAAGCUCCAUUUCCCCUUCCAUACCCACAAGUUGAUCCCAUGCUCACUGAACCUAACAAACAACACGGAUAAACAUGUGGCAUUUAGACUUAGCUUAGAAAAGGAAGCGAUGUGGUCGUGGCAUCCCUUCGUAAGGAUGCCUCUCAGCGGAAUUGUGCCGUCGAGAUCCACUUAUACUCUUGUCGUGACAGUGGGAGAGCUAGCACAUCUACAACAGGAACAAAACUUUAAUCUGAUCCUGCAGAGCAGUAUAUCUGGGGAUAAGUACAUCUAUACAUUCCAAGACCAAUCCGACUGUGAUCAAUUUUUUGAGGAUGCUAAAGAGGCAGGGAAUGUGGGGCCUGAGGUGAAACUAAAAGCGGUUUUGUCUCUGCAAGAACAGGCAAUGUCUGAGAACGGAUCGACUGGAGAAGAUGUAGCCCCACCUUUAAUAAACAUUUGGGGUUUGUUCCACCCUAAGAAUUCUUCUGGUUUCCUGUGUUCCCUAGAUGCUGAUCCGACAGAGUCAUGGAUUAUAACAGGCCACCUCAAUGGAGAUGUUUCUAUAUGGAAGUGUGGCACGCAGAGAAUGAUGUCAUCGAUUAACACCUGGGAGGGAACAGGCCUCCUUGGGAAUAUCCUUAACACCCAAUACAAUGUUUAUUCUGUUAAAUUCAUUACAAGGAGGCGAUGGUUUGUGGCUGGGACAUAUGACGGAUCCAUUCAUGUGUAUAACUAUGAUACAAGAAUGGACUUAGUAAAGAGAUUCAAAGUACACUCAUCUGGGAUUAGAGACAAUGUUCUUUACUCGGCCAGAGGGCUGGUCGUCCAUCCAAACCAGCCGUAUGUGCUCUCGACUAUUGGAGAAAUGAAACUUUGGGACUGGGACAAAGACUGGAAAUGCAUACAAACUUUUGAGAGGGAACACAUUGAUACCAUACGUCAAGUAGCAUUUAGCCUGAAAGACAACACUUUUGCUAGUGCUUCAAGUGAUCACACAAUAAAGCUUUGGCGACUUGAUUCUUCCACAUCUGAGCAUACUCUUCGUGGCCAUUCAGACAAAGUGAACUGCCUGGAGUUCUUCACACGUGAUGGUCGGCAGCAUUUGAUUACUGGCUCUCAAGAUUGUACUGCCAAGAUAUGGGGCUUGGAGACAAAGACGUGUGUUCAUACAAUGGAUGUUUUCAUGUCGCCAGUUUCUUCGGUCAUUUCCCUUCCAGAUACUCCAUAUUUAAUUACAGGUUGUGAAGAUGGCACUGUUCAUUUGUGGAACUGUACUAGUUUCAGGCUUGAGAGGAUAUUUAACAUUGGUAGUGGACCUGUUGGUAGUCUAUGUUCACUAGGGUCAAAGAGGGUUGUUAUUCAACAGGCGGGUGAAAUAUCAAUCAUGGAUAUUGACACAAUUUCCGAGACAAGCUCAUCAGCUCCCUCAAAUGACCUGAUUGAGGUUGACCCCCCAGAGUUGCGCUUCCCAGAUGUCAAAGAAGUGUCAAGCACACUGGAGAUCAGCAAUAUUACAUAUCACCACGUAGCUUUCAGUUUAUGCUCAUUAAGCAACACGGCAAACUACAGUGCAUCUCCGGCCAUAGGAGUUCUACCACCAAAGUCGACGCAGCAAGUGGUUGUAAGAAGAUUUGCACAUCAAUGGGUGCCAGCAGACCUCAAACCCAAGGAGGUAGUCUUGGUGAAUGGAAUCAUCACGAUUGAGGGCUUAAAGACCACAAAUGUCACUUAUGACAUGUUCACACCAAAGACAGGUCGAAUCGUGGAUGAGGUGCAGCUGGAUGUUGUUUCCGUAGCAUCAGAGAUCAUAUCAAAAGUGAAGUUACCAUGGACCUUAGAUGUGCAUCCAACAGAGCCAUGGAUAAUGACGACUCAAGGAGAUUACCACAUUCAUAUAUGGAACUAUGAAACACGGGAAGCGAACCCUAUUGCUAUCAAGGGGAGAGAAGUUACUUCAGCCAAAUUUAUAGCAUGCAAGCAGUGGAUUAUGGCGGGUUGUUUUAGUGGACUCAUCUAUGUGUACAGCUACGAUCCACUAAACAAAAAUCCAGUUAAGAAAAUACGAGUACUGCAAGGACACACAAAAUCUGUCAAUUCUUUGGCCAUUCAUGCAACUGAGCCGUACGCCCUGUCAGCAUCCCAAGAUGGCAAAAUUUUGAUAUGGAGCUAUGAAAAUGAGUGGAAGUUGAUGAGCACAGUUGAUGCCAAAAGCCUUCCUGUAGAGGAUGUCGAGUUUAACGACUAUGGAAAUGACAGCGAGUUAAUGAAAAAAGUUCGUGUUAAAAGCCUUUCUGUGAUGCAAGUCGCGUUUAACCCAAAGGAAACCAAUAUGUUUGCCAGUGCACAGGACAAAACAGUAAAGAUAUGGGAUCUGCGUUCUGGUGAAUGUAAGCUCAUAUUGUCUGGGCAUUCAGACUUAGUGCUGUGUUUGGAUUACUUCAGUCUGCGUGACAAGCUACACUUGAUCACUGGUUCACUAGACAGAACAGCCAAGAUUUGGGACUGCAAGACAGGGAGGUGUGUUAAGACACUGAAAGAACAUAUGGAUGUUGUUAAGAUUGUCUGUUGCCAUCCGAAUCUUCCAAUACUAAUUACAGGUUCACAUGACGGGUCAGUUCAUCUGUGGGACUCCAACUCUACCACUUUCCGACAUGAACGUACUCUCAAUCUUCACCUUGGAGAAGUCUAUGCUAUAGCAAGUUUGAAGAAAUCAACAAGGAUUGCGGUCGGAAAUGAGAAAGGAUUGGCACUGGUAGAAAUAGAUCCGGAGGACAAGAAGGAUAGCAGUGUGGGGAGCACUGUAGCGAUCACGGCUUCUAAGAAAGACAUUGGUCGGAUGAUCCAAGAGAUAAGCUCAUCUACUGUCCCAAGUGAACUGAUCAAGGUCGAUCCUCUCGAGUUGCGCUUCCCCGUUGUGCAAAUCGUGUCAGGCACACUGAAGAUAUGCAACAUUACUGAUUAUACAGUGGCUUUCAGUAUAUGUUUGAAUAACAAUACAAUGAAGUGCACCAUAUUGCCGACCAAAGGAGUUCUGUCACCACAGUCGACGCUGGAUGUUCUCAUAUCAUUUUGUUUUCCAGAAAAAUACAAAAGCCUUAUUCCCAACGAGGUGGUCACCGUGAAGAGCACCUUAGUGGAGAAUGGUUUGCUGGCCACAGAUGUCACAGAUUACAUGUUCAAAACAGAGACAGGCCGAAACGUGCAUAGCGUGGAGCUGGCCAUAGUUUUUGUAGCCUCCAAAAUCGUAUCCAAAGUAAAGUCGGUGUCGACAAUAGAUGUGCAUCCAACAGAUCCAUGGAUGGUCAUUACUCAAGGACACAAGUCUUUUCAAAUGAAUUACCGUACGAAGGAAGUGAAAUUGGUUGAGUUGGAGGGGGAAGAAGUUAGUUUGGCCAAAUUUAUAGCCCGCAAGCAAUGGAUUUUGGCUGGUUUUACUAGUGGACUCCUCUGCGUGUACAGUUGUGAUUCACAAAAGACAAUCCAUGUUCUGCGUGAACACUCUACAUCUAUCAAGUCUUUGGCUAUCCAUGCAACUAAGCCAUAUGUGCUGUCAGCAUCCCAUGAUGGUAAAAUUUUGUUGUGGGACUAUGGAAAGGACUGGCAAUUGAUAAAAACAUUUGAUGCCAACACUCGGCUUGAUAAAGGUGAUACUGUGGAGCAAGUCAUGUUUAACCCAAAGGACACCGAUACAUUUGCCAGUGCCCAGGGCAAAACAGUAAAGUUUUGGAAUCUGGAUUCGGGUGAAUGUAAGCACACAUUGUGGCAUUCAGAUUUAGUGUUGUGUUUGGAUUACUUCAGUCUGGGUGAAAAGCUAUACUUGAUCACCGGUUCACAAAACAGAACUGCCAAGAUCUGGGACUGCAAAACACAUAGAUGUGUUCAUUCACUAAAAGGGCACAUGGAUGUUGUUAACAUUGUGUGUUGCCAUCCAGAUCUUCCAAUACUCAUUACAGGUUCAUGGGACGGGUCCGUUCAUCUGUGGGACUCUACCACCUUCCGACAUGAGCUCAACCUUGAUCUCGGAGAAGUUUAUGAUAUAGCAGGUUUGAGGAGAUCAACAAGGCUUGAGCGCAUGCUGGACUUUAAGCUCGGGAAAGUGAAUUUUAUAGCAUGUUUGAAGGGGUCAACGAGAAUUGCGAUUGGACUUGAGAAUGGAUUAGUACUGCCAAACAUAAAGCUGUGAGAAGGUGAUUUGAGCAAUAAAACGAAAAUCAAAGUUUAAUGUGAGGCGCUGCAGCAAAUUACGAUGACUGGAGAAGGCUACUGGAAUAUUCUUGUGAAUCUAAUUGUGUUGAUAAAAUUCAAAACGCAAAGAGCCGAAAGAACCGUGAUACGUGCAUGAGUGUUCCCCAUUUUACUGGAACAUGUUUGUUAUUAGCAUACCUUUAACUAUGUUCCUAUGCUAAUUUUUAUUUUAUGCUA